AUGACUCCCUCGGCCGUUCCGCCAAUGCCCAUCAGGGCGCCGGCCGGGACACUAACUACCGCCUUCGACGACACCCUUCGAUUCUACCUGAACGGCACCCGUGUCGUGCUCGAUGAGAUCGACCCUGAGGUUACACUCCUGGAGUACCUCCGCGGUAUCGGCCUGACAGGCACCAAGCUUGGCUGCGGUGAAGGCGGCUGCGGCGCCUGUACCGUCGUCAUCUCACAGUACAACCCGACCACGAAGCAGAUAUACCACGCCAGCGUCAAUGCCUGCCUCGCGCCCCUCGCCUCGGUCGACGGCAAGCACGUCAUCACUGUCGAGGGCAUCGGCAACGUCGAGCGGCCCCAUCCUGCACAGGAGCGCGUCGCAAAGGGCAACGGCUCCCAGUGCGGCUUCUGCACUCCGGGCAUCGUCAUGAGCCUGUAUGCUCUGCUCCGGAACAACCAGGCCCCGACCGAGCAUGACAUUGAAGAGGCUUUCGAUGGGAACCUGUGCCGCUGCACCGGGUACCGCCCGAUUCUGGAUGCCGCGCAGACGUUUAGUGUCCGCAAGGUAACGAACGGGGCGGAUGGGUGUGGGAAUGCUAGGGUAAAUGGGGGGAGCGGGUGUUGCAUGGAGAAUGGGAGUGGCGGUUGUGGUAAGGAUGGGAAGCCGGAUGGGCCCGACGACCAGCCGAUCAAGCGAUUCACGCCGCCGGGAUUCAUCGAGUACAAGCCCGAUACCGAGCUCAUCUUCCCGCCAGCGCUGAAAAAGCACGACUUUAGGCCGCUGGCGUUCGGCAACAAGCGCAAGAAGUGGUUCCGCCCUGUCACGCUGGAGCAGCUGCUUGAGAUCAAGACCGAGUUUCCCACUGCCAAGAUAAUCGGAGGCAGCACUGAGACGCAGAUCGAGAUUAAGUUCAAGGCGCUGCAGUACCCCGUCUCGGUGUACGUGGGGGAUAUUGCCGAAUUGAGGCAGUACUCGCUGAAAGAGGACCAUCUGGAAAUUGGCGGCAAUAUUACGCUUACCGAUCUCGAAGGUGUCUGCCAGGAGGCGUUGAAGCACUACGGGGAAGCGCGCGGCCAGAUCUUCGGCGCCAUUCACAAGCAGCUCAAAUACUUCGCUGGCAGGCAGAUCAGGAACGUCGGCACCCCUGCCGGCAACCUCGUCACAGCCUCCCCCAUCUCGGAUCUAAACCCGGUGUUCAUGGCCGCAGACGCCGUCUUGGUGGCGAAGACGCUGUGCAAGGAGUUCGAAAUACCGAUGGCAGACUUCUUCACGGGAUACCGCCGGACAGCAUUGCCAGCCGAGGCAGUCCUCGCCUCAAUCCGCAUUCCUCUGACCCAGGAGAAGAACGAGUUCUUUCGGGCCUACAAGCAGGCGAAGCGGAAAGACGACGACAUUGCUAUCGUCACGGCAGCCUUGAAGUUGCGGCUGAGCGAUGACGGUGUCGUCGAAGAGGUGAACCUCGUCUACGGCGGCAUGGCCCCGACGACAGUAGCAGCUAAGCACGCGAAUGCAUACCUCAUCGGGAAGAAGUUUGCCGAGCUGGAAACGCUUGAAGGAGCUAUGAACGCACUGGGCCAGGACUUCGACCUGCAGUUUAGCGUGCCCGGCGGCAUGGCCUCCUACAGAAAGUCGUUGGCCUUGGGAUUCUUCUAUCGCUUCUACCACGAGGUUAUGCGGACAGUCGGCGGGAAGGCCGAUGAAGAGGCGGUCCAUGAAAUUGAGAGGGAGAUCUCCACUGGGAAGGAGGACAAGGCGGCGGCCGCUGCGUACAUGCAGGAAACGGUCGGGAAAUCUAACCCGCACGUGGCGGCCCUGAAGCAGGUGACGGGCGAGGCGCAAUACACCGACGAUAUUCCGCCUCUGAAGAAUGAGCUGUAUGGCUGCCUCGUCCUCUCGACCAAGGCUCAUGCAAAGCUCAAGUCGGUCGACUACUCGGCCGCGCUCGAAAUUCCGGGCGUGGUGGACUACGUGGACAAGAACGACAUGCCGAGCGCCCGGGCGAACCGCUGGGGUGCGCCGCAUUUCCAAGAGACCUUUUUCGCUGAGGAUGAAGUGCACACGACCGGUCAGGUCAUCGGUCUCGUGCUCGCGACAUCGGCGGCGCGGGCGGCUGAGGGUGCUCGCGCGGUCAAAGUCGAGUACGAAGAGCUACCCGCCAUCUUCACGAUCGAGGAAGCCAUCGAGAAGGAGAGCUUCUUUGAAUUCUUCCGGGAGAUCAAGAAGGGUGACCCAGAGGAGGCAUUCAAGAACAGCGAUUACGUAUUUACGGGGACCGCGAGGAUGGGCGGCCAGGAGCAUUUUUACCUCGAGACGAAUGCUUCGGUUGUCAUUCCGAAACCCGAGGAUGGGGAGAUGGAGAUCUGGUCUAGCACACAAAAUCCGAAUGAAGCACAAGCAUAUGCUGCGCAGGUCUGCAAUGUCCAGUCAAACAAGAUUGUUGUCAAGGUCAAACGCAUGGGCGGCGGUUUCGGCGGCAAAGAGUCUCGGUCAGUUCCUCUUAGCACCAUCCUUGCUCUGGCAGCAAAGAAGACGCGCCGGCCAGUCCGCUGCAUGCUCACCCGCGAGGAGGACAUGGUCACUUCCGGCCAGCGGCACCCCUUUUUGGGGAAAUGGAAGGUGGGCGUCAACAAGGACGGAAAGAUUCAGGCGCUUGAUCUCGACGUCUUCAACAACGCUGGAUGGUCUUGGGAUCUCAGUGCCGCGGUGUGCGAGCGGUCCAUGACACAUUCUGAUGGCUGCUACUUGAUCCCCAACAUCCACGUGCGCGGCCGCAUCUGCAAGACCAACACUAUGUCCAACACGGCCUUCCGCGGGUUUGGCGGUCCCCAGGGCAUGUUCAUUGCUGAGACGUACAUGUCCGAGGUGGCUGACCGCCUGGGCAUAUCCGUCGAGAAGUUCCGCGAGAUCAACAUGUAUAAGCCGGGGGAGCUCACACACUUCAACCAACCCCUCACCGACUGGCACGUCCCGCUCAUGUACCAACAGGUCCAGGAGGAAGCGGACUAUGCCAACCGGCGUGAGGCCAUCACAAAGUUCAAUGCCGAACACAAGUGGCGCAAGCGCGGCCUCGCCCUGAUCCCCACAAAAUUUGGCAUUUCGUUCACGGCCCUCUGGUUCAAUCAGGCCGGCGCGCUCGUCCACAUCUACCACGACGGCUCCGUCCUGGUAGCCCACGGCGGCACGGAAAUGGGCCAGGGUUUACACACAAAAAUGACCAUGAUCGCCGCGCAGGCCCUCAACGUCCCCAUGGAGGACGUCUACAUAUCCGAAACGGCCACCAACACCGUCGCCAACGCCUCUGCCACCGCCGCCUCGGCCUCGUCCGACCUCAACGGGUACGCCAUCUACAACGCCUGCGCCCAACUCAACGAGCGCCUGGGCCCGUACCGCGCCAAGCUUGGCCCCGGUGCAACCCUCAAAGAGCUCGCCCACGCAGCCUACUUCGACCGCGUCAACCUGUCCGCCCAAGGCUUCUACAAGACCCCCGAGAUCGGCUACACGUGGGGCGAGAACAAGGGCAAGAUGUUCUUCUACUUUACCCAGGGCGUGACAGCCGCCGAAGUGGAGAUCGACACGCUGACCGGCUCCUGGACCUGCCUGCGAGCCGACGUCAAGAUGGACGUCGGCCAGUCCAUCAACCCGGCUAUCGACUACGGCCAGAUCCAGGGCGCCUUCGUGCAAGGCAUGGGCCUGUUCACCAUGGAAGAGUCGCUGUGGCUGCGCAACGGCCCGCUGCAGGGGAAUCUGUUUACCCGCGGCCCAGGCGCCUACAAGAUCCCCUCGUUCCGUGACAUACCCCAGAUCUGGAACGUGAGCCUGCUCAAGGACGUCGAGUGGAACGAUUUGCGCACAAUCCAGCGCAGCAGGGGCGUCGGCGAGCCGCCGCUGUUCAUGGGGAGUGCUGUCUUCUUUGCGAUACGGGAUGCCCUCAAGGCGGCGAGGAAGCAGUACGGGGUGGAGGCGAGGGUCGGGGUCGAUGAGAAGGGGGAGGAGGACGGGCUGCUGAGGUUGGAGAGCCCGUCUACGCCCGAGAGGAUUCGGCUUGCGUGUGUCGAUCCUAUUGUUGAGAAGGCGAGGGUCAAGCCAAAGGAAGGGGAGAAGAGCUUUUUCAUCGCGAUCUAG
This is a messenger RNA of Parathielavia appendiculata, 4113 nucleotides long. Its product is annotated as xanthine dehydrogenase. The transcript has 3 exons. NCBI's taxonomy places the organism in Eukaryota, Fungi, Ascomycota, Sordariomycetes, Sordariales, Chaetomiaceae. The record is from RefSeq and is a predicted model, not a curated record. The coding region runs from base 1 to 4113 and encodes 1370 amino acids. Gene Ontology annotation, molecular function: xanthine dehydrogenase activity; 2 iron, 2 sulfur cluster binding; iron ion binding.